Zerene cesonia (dogface butterfly) is the source of this 5141-nucleotide messenger RNA. RefSeq names its product sodium/potassium-transporting ATPase subunit alpha (gene Atpalpha). The transcript is spliced from 17 exons. Gene Ontology annotation, cellular component: membrane. The coding region runs from base 305 to 3415 and encodes 1036 amino acids. Gene Ontology annotation, biological process: intracellular potassium ion homeostasis; intracellular sodium ion homeostasis; potassium ion import across plasma membrane. Lineage: Eukaryota; Metazoa; Arthropoda; Insecta; Lepidoptera; Pieridae. Gene Ontology annotation, molecular function: ATP hydrolysis activity; ATP binding; P-type sodium:potassium-exchanging transporter activity. The record is from RefSeq and is a predicted model, not a curated record.
UGCUCCCAUCGUCAGUCGCCGCCCGAAGCAGGCCGCCGAAAGCCGUGCCUUCGCCAUCCGUUUGCACUCCUCUCAUACCGGGUUUUAGUUUCGUAUCACGAUGACAUAGCCCCAGUGCCGUGCGACGAAUCAACGUGAAAACGCACACAUUUUUAAGUUUUUCCGUUGGAACGAGGGAACCGUAAAGGUCUUCGUUUUUGCAGAACUAGGGACAUUCUACUCCGCUCCAUCGAAGAACACAGGCGUUACGAAGAGGCGGCUUGCUCUCUUUUUUAACCGCCUUUUCCAAUAAAGACUAGCGAAAAUGGGCGAGCAUGGCCGUACCGACUCGUACCGCGUCGCCACCAUCGGCCCCAUUAAGGAUGAUAAUAGAACAGCUGAUGGACAUUACAAGACACGGCGAAAACCCCCUGCGAAGAAACGGAAACCUGGAGAUUUAGAAGAUCUUAAACAAGAAUUGGACAUCGACUACCACAAAGUAACGCCCGAAGAACUCUACCAAAGAUUUCAGACGCACCCAGAAAAUGGCCUUAGUCAUGCAAAAGCGAAAGAAAACCUUGAACGAGAUGGUCCAAAUGCACUCACACCCCCAAAACAGACGCCCGAGUGGGUGAAGUUUUGUAAAAAUCUAUUCGGUGGCUUCGCGUUAUUACUGUGGAUUGGUGCUAUACUAUGUUUUAUUGCCUACGGAAUCCAGGCGAGUACGGUAGAAGAACCUUCAGACGACAACUUGUAUCUCGGAAUCGUGUUGGCCGCUGUCGUUAUCGUCACGGGUAUCUUCUCAUACUACCAGGAAAGCAAGUCAUCAAAGAUCAUGGAGUCUUUCAAGAACAUGGUACCUCAGUUUGCGACCGUCAUCCGUGAAGGUGAAAAGUUAACGUUGCGCGCUGAAGAUCUUGUACUUGGUGACAUUGUUGAGGUUAAAUUCGGUGACCGGAUCCCAGCUGAUAUUCGUAUCAUCGAAUCACGCGGUUUCAAAGUGGACAACUCGAGUUUAACUGGUGAAUCGGAGCCACAGUCCCGCGGACCUGAAUUUACGAACGAAAAUCCUUUGGAAACCAAGAACUUGGCCUUCUUCUCUACUAACGCUGUUGAAGGAACUGCUAAGGGAGUUGUCAUUUGCUGUGGUGAUAAUACUGUCAUGGGUCGUAUUGCUGGAUUGGCGUCUGGCUUAGACACCGGAGAGACACCUAUCGCAAAGGAAAUCCAUCACUUCAUCCACCUGAUUACUGGUGUUGCCGUAUUCCUCGGUGUUACGUUUUUCGUCAUUGCAUUCAUUCUCGGUUACCAUUGGCUCGACGCUGUCAUUUUCCUUAUCGGUAUCAUCGUAGCUAACGUACCUGAAGGUCUGCUCGCCACUGUAACUGUAUGUCUGACUCUCACUGCCAAACGUAUGGCUUCCAAGAACUGUCUUGUAAAGAACUUGGAGGCUGUAGAGACCCUCGGAUCUACGUCCACUAUUUGCUCUGAUAAGACUGGUACCUUAACCCAGAACAGAAUGACCGUCGCUCACAUGUGGUUUGAUAACCAGAUUAUUGAAGCAGACACCACCGAAGAUCAGUCUGGAGUUCAGUAUGACCGCACUAGCCCCGGUUUCAAGGCGCUCGCUAAAAUCGCAACUCUGUGCAACCGUGCCGAAUUCAAGGGUGGUCAGGACGGUGUGCCAAUCUUGAAGAAAGAAGUCGCCGGCGAUGCCUCAGAAGCUGCUCUGCUCAAAUGUAUGGAACUCGCGCUCGGAGAUGUGAUGUCUAUCAGGAAGAGGAACAAGAAAGUUUGCGAAAUCCCCUUCAACUCCACCAACAAAUAUCAAGUGUCGAUUCACGAGAGCGAUGACCCCAGCGACCCCCGCCACUUGCUCGUGAUGAAGGGAGCUCCCGAAAGGAUCUUGGAACGCUGCAGCACUAUUUUCAUUGGUGGCAAGGAAAAGGUUUUGGACGAGGAAAUGAAGGAAGCGUUCAACAAUGCGUACUUGGAACUCGGAGGUCUCGGCGAGCGUGUGCUUGGUUUCUGCGACCUGCAACUGCCAUCCGACAAAUACCCAAUUGGCUUCAAGUUCAACACCGACGAUGUCAAUUUCCCUAUUGAUAACCUUCGCUUUGUCGGCCUCAUGAGUAUGAUUGACCCUCCCCGUGCUGCCGUACCUGACGCUGUCGCUAAGUGCCGAUCUGCUGGUAUCAAGGUUAUCAUGGUAACUGGUGACCACCCCAUCACUGCCAAGGCUAUCGCCAAAUCUGUGGGCAUCAUCUCGGAAGGCAACGAAACGGUGGAGGACAUUGCGGCCAGGCUCAACAUUCCCGUAUCUGAAGUCAACCCGAGGGAGGCUAAAGCUGCUGUGGUCCAUGGAACUGAACUGAGGGAGCUUAACUCUGACCAACUGGACGAAAUUCUAAAGUAUCACACGGAGAUCGUGUUCGCGCGCACGUCGCCCCAGCAGAAGCUGAUCAUCGUGGAGGGUUGCCAGCGGCUCGGCGCCAUCGUGGCCGUCACCGGCGACGGUGUCAACGACUCGCCCGCUCUCAAGAAGGCCGAUAUUGGUGUUGCCAUGGGCAUCGCUGGCUCCGAUGUGUCCAAACAGGCUGCCGACAUGAUCUUGCUGGAUGAUAACUUCGCGUCCAUCGUUACCGGUGUAGAGGAAGGCCGUCUGAUCUUCGACAACCUCAAGAAGUCCAUCGCGUACACUCUGACAUCGAACAUUCCAGAAAUCUCUCCCUUCCUCGCCUUUAUCCUCUGUGACAUUCCUCUGCCCCUCGGUACUGUUACCAUCCUUUGCAUCGAUCUUGGAACUGACAUGGUGCCCGCCAUUUCCCUGGCUUACGAGGAGGCUGAAUCUGACAUUAUGAAGCGACAGCCGCGUAAUCCUUUCACUGAUAAGCUCGUUAACGAGAGGUUGAUUUCCAUGGCGUACGGCCAAAUCGGAAUGAUUCAAGCGGCGGCUGGGUUCUUCGUAUACUUCGUGAUCAUGGCUGAGAACGGAUUCCUGCCCUUGAAACUGUUCGGUAUCAGGAAGCAAUGGGAUUCCAAAGCCAUCAAUGACUUGACCGACUCCUAUGGACAAGAAUGGACUUACCGUGACCGCAAAGCCCUCGAGUUCACGUGCCACACCGCUUUCUUCGUGUCGAUCGUAGUUGUGCAAUGGGCUGAUUUGAUCAUUUGCAAGACUCGCCGCAACUCCAUCGUUCACCAAGGCAUGCGCAACUGGGCCCUCAACUUUGGUCUCGUGUUCGAAACCGCCCUCGCCGCUUUCCUGUCAUACACCCCCGGUAUGGACAAGGGUCUCAGGAUGUACCCUCUCAAGUUCGUGUGGUGGUUGCCCGCCAUCCCGUUCAUGCUGUCGAUCUUCAUCUACGACGAGAUCCGACGCUUCUACCUCCGCCGCAACCCCGGCGGCUGGCUGGAACAAGAGACUUACUACUAAACACCGACCACGUCCACACCGCGUCGUGCUACUGUUAGUUAUCGCGUUACCUUCAUUUGUGUUCUACCAGACUGACAGGCGGUGCCGUUCCGGUAUAUGUGUUGUCGCUGUCGUGUUCGCUUCUCACCGCUUGUUGCCGCGUGCGCGUGCGCCGCCGCGCCGUCGCGAUCGCGUCGCGACCUCACUUUGUUUCGAACUAUGUAUAUAUAUAUGUAUAUGCACGGUGUAUGGUGGUGAUGAUAUUAUUACACGUUCCGUUUAAGUUUAUACGAACCGGCCACGGUUUGUCGUUGGUAUUUUGUCGAAUCUCAAGUGUGUUAAGUGCGACAGGCGCGCGCGAUCGUCGAGGGCCGCGUCUGCGUCAGCGAAGCGGAGAAUGUUUUUAAGUACAAACUUCACUACAUUGUUAUCGAUUGCAUUGUCGCCGUCGAUUGUGUUCUAAUAUCUCGUUCCGCUUCGCUCGCGUCGCGGCCCUCGCAGCGGGGCGGAGGGCGUCGAGUGCGUCUCAUACCGAAACGUGUACCGCAUAUCACCGUACCAGUUCACCGUCACUCGAAUAACAUGUAAUACAGUACUAAUAAAAUUGUUUUUCACCUAUACAAUAAGUAAUAAACGUCGUCAGCGACGAGCAGAUAGAGACGCCCGCCGCGCUCCGGGCUCGGCGGCCAACGAAAGCAUUUGUUGUAAAAUUACAGUUAAGCCAUUAUAUUAUUAUUUUAAGUGAAAUUAGAUUAAGUUGAAUUUUUCGUGUGAAUAAAGUUUAGUUGACGAUUCGAUCGGAUGCGUGGUGUGUGAGAGGUCGAUGUGGAGUGCCUGAGUUUUAGUGUACUACCGCUUACUGUUAGGUAGGUAGUUGAAAUUUUGAAGCCAUAUUUUCAAUCGUAAAAGUAGUUAAAAUAAAGAUGCAUACACAACGCGACCGCUUGCGGCGCAGGCGCGGGGGCGCCGCACGCGCGCCCUGUCCGGCGCCCCGCCCGGCGCCCCGCCUGGCGCCCCGCCCGGCGCCCAGCUCGGCGCCCGCGGCCGCCCAACACGACGCUUUUCUUUUUCCAAACUAAUCAGAUCAUUAGAGAAUUUCAUCAUGUUUAUAAAAUAGGCUGCUCAUGGUAAUUAUGUAAGAUUUUAUUUCUUAAAUUAAUUAAAAGAUAAUAACAAAAUGUAGAGAUGCGUAAUUAGAGAUUUUUAAAAUUAUACAGUUAUGAUAGAGUCAUCUUGUUUUAGUCGGCACUCGGCUGUUCUAUGAGCGAGUAGGCUAGUAGUGGAGUAGAGGAGUGGGCGAGGGGAGAGGGGAGGGGAUGGGCGACCACGGCGAGCGUCCGCGGGAGGGUAGAAGGACCGAGUGGACGAUUUAUUUCAAUUUUCGUAACGAAUACAUAUAACAUAUAAUAAUGGUUACAGAAGUAAUAUAUAACAUUAUAGUGACUAAUAAAUCUAAAUUAUAUGAAAUGUUUAUAGAUUUAAAUGAUGUUUGUUUCCUUAGAGUGAUCUUCUGUGCUUGUUCGAUUGGAACGAUGUACAUUUCACAGACAAUAGUCGUUAAAUAUUAUUGAUAUUAUUGUAAUGAUCGGAUCUUUGUAAGCUGUUUGUUUAUCGUACGUACACUGUAGAACUAACAUUGUUUUGCGUUCGACAGUUCUUUACACCGUUUCUUUUUAUAGUAUUACUCUGUUGGCUAGGUGCGCUGUAAAAAUGUAAGUGUUAAUAAAAAAAACAUUUUAAAAUAUUA